This is a messenger RNA of Rotaria sp. Silwood2, 1017 nucleotides long. Lineage: Eukaryota; Metazoa; Rotifera; Eurotatoria; Philodinida; Philodinidae. The record is from the annotation of a GenBank genome assembly.
AUGCUCAAUUCCACAUCUACGAAUCAUUCAAUAGAAUAUUCUAAAAUUUUACAAUUAUCAGUACCUUUAUCAACGACAACGAUUAAUUUAAAUUCUUCAUUAACAUCAAAUCCAUCAACAUGGACAAUAAAUCAAGUUGAAGAAUGGCUUAAAAAAAAUAAUUUGAAUGAUUGUAUUGAUAUUUUAUGUCAUCAAUAUCAAAUUGAUGGUGAACGUUUAAUAAACUUAAAUCAAAAUGAUAUAUUAUCAUUAACAAAAAAUAAACAAUUAUGGUUACAAAUAAAAACUUUAAAACCAAAAUCAACAAUAAUUCAACUUGAUUCAUCAACAAUAAAUUGUGAAAAUAGUACAAUAUCAAAUCAAAUUGAAGAUCAACCAAUAACAAAUUGUUGUUUUAUUACUUCAAUACGUUCAGAUAGAAAAAAAACUUUAUUAGCAUUUCUUCUUGCUUUAAUGACAAUAUUUUUUUGUUCAUUUAUUAUAACGAUUGUUGAUGAACGUUUACCUGAUCCAAAAAACUUUCCACCAUUACCUGAUCUUAUACUAGAUAAUAUUAAACAAAUAUCAUGGGCAUUUUCUAUAACAGAAAAAUUAAUUUUAACAGAAAUGAUAACACUUAUUAUUGUUAUAAUUCUUCAUAGACAUAGAAUGAUUAUUCUUCGUCGAUUAUUUACUAUAACAGCUGCACUUUAUUUUCUUCGAAGUAUUACUAUGGUUUUAACAUCAUUACCAGUUGCAACAAAAGUUACCGACUGUGAACCAAAGCAAUUAAUUAAUUUUGAUGCUCGAUUAAAAAAAGCUGCUCUGAUUUUUCUUGGCCAAGGUCUAUCGUCAUUUGGAGUGAAAACAUGUGGGGAUUAUUUGUACAGUGGUCAUACAUGUACUCUCGUACUUGCAACACAUUUUAUUAAUGAAUAUAUAAAAUUUUCGUAUCUAUUUGAUGAUCCAGUUGCUUCGGUUCCACAUGAUAUUUUGGAAACUGAACCAAAGCCGAAUGCACAGUUUCUUUUCGUGUAA